Rana temporaria (common frog) is the source of this 4284-nucleotide messenger RNA. RefSeq names its product potassium channel subfamily T member 2-like. Gene Ontology annotation, molecular function: intracellular sodium-activated potassium channel activity. The transcript is spliced from 29 exons. Gene Ontology annotation, cellular component: membrane. The record is from RefSeq and is a predicted model, not a curated record. NCBI's taxonomy places the organism in Eukaryota, Metazoa, Chordata, Amphibia, Anura, Ranidae. Gene Ontology annotation, biological process: potassium ion transport. Bases 1 to 3513 code for a protein of 1170 amino acids.
AUGUUUUCUGUAGUUGUGUACAUCCACAAAUCUAAAAUCUUAAUAGAUGCUUAUUUUUUCAUCUUUUCCAGGGUCCUGGUAGAAUUUUAUGUGAAUGAAAACUCCUUCAAAGAGCGGCUGAAACUAUUUUUUAUAAAAAAUCAGAGAUCAAGUUUAAGGGUCCGACUGUUUAAUUUCUCAUUGAAGCUGUUGAGUUGCCUGCUCUACAUCAUACGAGUAUUACUAGAUGAUCCACGAGAUGGCAAGGGGAACUGCUGGGAAUGUCCAAAACAGAACUAUUCUUCACAGCACAAAUUUGACUGGACCCCCAUCAUUUGGGUGAACCGGCCUGUUCCUCUGUGGGCACUCCAGGUGCUUGUUGCAUUAAUCAGCUUUUUAGAAACCAUGCUGCUGACCUAUCUGGGAUACAAGGGAAACAUUUGGGAGCAGAUCUUGAGAUUCCCUUUCAUUCUGGAAAUGUUCAACACACUACCAUUCUUUGUUACUGUAUUUUGGCCUCCACUGAGAAGUCUUUAUAUACCAGUCUUCCUCAACUGCUGGCUGGCAAAACAUGCAUUGGAGAACAUGAUCAAUGACCUGCAUCGUGCCAUCCAGAGGACUCACUCUGCCAUGUUUAAUCAAGUCUUCAUCCUCAUAUGCACCCUUAUCUGUCUAAUGUUUACUUGUAUCUGCGGCAUUCAGCACCUGGAGAGAGCAGGCAAUAAUCUCACUCUCUUUGACUCCUUAUACUUCUGCAUUGUCACCUUCUCCACUGUGGGUUUUGGUGAUGUAACUCCAAAGAUAUGGCCAUCACAGCUUCUAGUGGUCAUCAUGAUCUGCGUUGCCCUUAUUGUGCUACCUAUCCAGUUUGAGCAGCUGGUGUUCCUUUGGAUGGAAAGGCAGAAGUCAGGUGGGAAUUACAGCCGUUACCGAGCUCAGACGGAGAAACAUGUGGUCCUGUGUGUCAGCUCCCUAAAAAUAGAUCUGCUCAUGGAUUUCUUAAAUGAAUUCUACGCACACCCCCGGCUGCAGGAUCAUUAUGUUGUCCUCCUCUGCCCCACUGAAAUGGAUUUGCCUGUAAGAAGAGUUCUACAAAUUCCUUUGUGGUCGCAGCGUGUUAUCUACCUGCAGGGCUCAGCCUUAAAGGAUCAGGACCUCAUGAGGGCAAAAAUUGAUGACGCGGAAGCCUGUUUUAUUCUCAGCAACCGCUUUGAAACAGACCGCAUCGCAGCGGAUCACCAGACCAUCCUCCGGGCCUGGGCAGUAAAAGACUUUGCUCCCAACUGUCCUCUCUUUGUCCAGAUUCUCAAACCUGAAAACAAGUUUCAUAUUAAGUUUGCAGAUCAUGUGGUCUGUGAAGAAGAAUUUAAGUAUGCCAUGUUGGCGCUUAACUGUGUAUGCCCAGCCACCUCUACGCUGAUCACUUUGCUGAUUCACACUUCUCGGGGACAGACAGCUGCUAUGGAUCCUUUUCGCCAGCGCCCUAGUCCCUGGCAAGCUCUAUCCAGAGAUAAUAACCCCACAUCACCUGACCAGUGGCAGAAGAACUACAGCCGUUGUUCCGCCAAUGAAAUCUACCACAUACGACUGAGCGAGAGCAAAUUCUUCGGAGAAUAUGAAGGGAAGAGCUUCACGUAUGCCUCCUUCCACGCCCAUAAAAAGUAUGGGGUGUGCCUGAUUGGAGUUUGCCGGGAAGAUAAAGCCAACAUUUUCCUAAAUCCGGGUCCUUGCCAUAUAAUGUCACCUACAGAUACAUGUUUCUACAUCAACAUAUCUAAGGAAGAGAACUCAGCCUUCAGUUUUAAAGAACACGAGCACAUGCAAAGAUCAGGAGCGCCCAAAUCUGCUUAUCAUGGUCUGACCAGGCUUCCAGUACACAGCAUAAUAGCCAGCAUGGGCACAGUGGCCAUCGAUCUUCAGGGGUCAAGAAGCCCAGAGAGUGUUGAUGGCAACUUGCUAAGCCCACCGGCCGACUCCACUCAUAAAAGAAAACACAGCAUUGAUCCCGUGCCUGACUUAAUUGAUGGUGAUACCAGCACAUCCUUCGACCUUUUGAGUGACCAGUCUGAGGAUGAGAUCAGUCAGUCAGAUGAAGAGCUGGGCUCUUACAAUGACUGGGUAAAGGGCUAUCCCUCCAAUACACCUUACAUUGGCAGCUCACCCACUUUAUGUCACUUACUCCAGCAAAAGAGUCCGUACUGCUGUCUGCGACUUGAUAAGGGUUGCCACCAUUUCCCCUAUGAAGAUGCACGGGCAUACGGCUUCAAGAACACCCUGGUAAUUGUAUCAGCAGAGCGAGCGGGAAACGGGUUGUAUAACUUUAUUGUUCCUCUUCGAGCAUACUACAGAGCCAAGAAGGAGCUGAGCCCUAUUAUACUUCUCCUGGAAAACCCACCCGAUACACAGUUCCUUGAGGCCAUCUGCUGGUUUCCUCAGGUCUUUUACAUGGUGGGAUCCAUUGACAAUCUAGAUGAUAUGCUAAGGUGUGGUGUGAGCUAUGCUGCGCACAUGGUGGUGGUCGGGGAAGAGAGCUCAAUGAUCGCAGAGGAGGAUUAUAUGGCUGAUGCACGGACCAUCGUCAAUGUACAGACCCUCUUCAGGCUUUUUCCAGGAUUAAACAUCAUUACAGAAUUGACACAUCCAGCAAAUAUGAGGUUCAUGCAGUUCAAGGCCAAAGAUAAAUACUCAGUGGUGCUGUCUAAGCUGGAGAAGAGGGAGCGUGAGCGGGGAUCUAAUCUGGUCUUCAUGUUCAGACUGCCGUUUGCUGCCGGAAAGGUCUUCAGCGUCAGCAUGCUGGAUACACUCCUAUACCAGUCCUUUGUUAAGGAUUACAUGAUCUCCAUCACCCGUCUGUUACUGGGUCUGGAUUCCAUGCCGGGUUCUGGAUUCCUGUGUGCUUUGCAGGUGACAGAGGAGGACCUUUGGAUUCGUAGUUACGGUCGGCUGUAUCAGAAGCUCUGCUCCACUACCGGGGACAUACCUAUCGGCAUCUUUCGGACUGAAACCCACAUGCUGUCAGUUUCAGAGUCACAGGUCUCUAUAAGUGUGGAGGACUAUGAAGACACAAGAGAGACUCGUUGGGGAGACACAAUCCAAAGCCGAGGCCCACACCGCAACUCCACCUCUAGUGACCAGUCUGAUCACCCAUUACUGCGCCGGAAGAGUAUGCAAUGGGCCAGAAGACUAAGUCGCAAAGGAGCAAAGCAGCCUGGGAAAUCAGCUUCUGAAAGGAUCAGUCAGCAGAGAAUGAGCCUCUACAGGCGGUCGGAACGGCAGGAGCUCAAUGCGUUGGUGAAGACCAGGAUGAAGCACCUGGGCCUUUCCACAGCAGAGUACAUGGACAUAAUGGAUACAGAUAAUUCAGUAUCUUAUAUACUAAUAAAUCCUCCUCCGGACACAAAGCUGGAACUUAAUGAUGUUGUCUACCUGAUCCGUCCUGAUCCACUGACCCUCGCUCCCGGCAAUGCCAGAAAGGCGAGCGUCACGCGAACUGAGGUUCCGGUUUAUAAUACCAAGAAUAGCACUCAUCUAUGAACCAUAAUCAGGGUGAUGAAGAGGAGAGUAUAAGAAGAUGUGAGGAAGCAAAGCCUCCUGUGAGCCAAGGAUUCCGUGUCCAUCUUGAUUCCAUCGCUACCUCCCGAACCAAACACGGGAAACCUAUGUACACGACUUCUUGCUGCAUAUAUUCCACGGCUUGCUUUAGCGCCUUAUAUUUUGUUCUCUAACUUCUCCUUUAUUGUCAGCUCCUUGAUUAAGACUAUGAGGAAGGCUAUGGUAUGGAGCAAGAUAAGGGAGGUAGAAUUUGACUAGUUAUGUAUAUUAGCCAAUAUCAGACAUGCCAAGUAAUUCUUUCCAUUUGCUCAGGUCUAAAGUUGCACUACAGUAGCCAUAGAGUAUAUCAUGUCAAACCCAUAAAGUAUAUCAUUUUAGGUCCUACUAAAAACAGGUUUUACAAUUCAAAGUCUGAUUUUAUCAGACUCAAUAUGAGAACUUAACAGGUCUUGCCUUUUUUAGCCUCAGUGGUGUAAGUCUUUCAUAUGGGCCCAUAUAUCUUUAUCCCAAAGAAAAGGCCAUGGUCUAGACAUGAAUGGUCCAGGUUGGUAUGCUGACCUUUGUACAAGUGGUGUUGUGUUACCUUUUUUUAUGUGCUAGUGGUAGAUUUAGCAACUGACUUAAAGUGGAGGUUCACCCUAAAAACACAUUUUUUACAUUAAAAAGUACAAUAGUAAGUAAAUUUCAUUUCGGCAGGUUUUUUUUCUUUUUUGCUCUGUACUUACCUUUAUAUCCGGAUUUUGUCCAGGGCUU